Eimeria acervulina is the source of this 615-nucleotide messenger RNA. RefSeq lists its product as hypothetical. The coding region runs from base 1 to 615 and encodes 204 amino acids. NCBI's taxonomy places the organism in Eukaryota, Apicomplexa, Conoidasida, Eucoccidiorida, Eimeriidae. The transcript is spliced from 2 exons. The record is from RefSeq and is a predicted model, not a curated record.
AUGGCAGUGUCUGCAGGUUCAGAGCCAACAUGGAGGCUUCUGUACGGCGAAGAGCCGGUCUGGGCGCAGCUGAAGCAGCGGCUGCAGGGGACGUACGGCCCUGUGGAUAUUGAAGUGUACGUACGUGGAGGAUAUAAUGACGGAUAUGCAUGGGUGGCGUUUAAACAGGAGGAGGCUGUGCGGAAAGCGGUUGCUCUCAGUGAAGAGUUCAAGGCAGGCAAGCCUGAAGCAGCAGCACCGGCAGAACCACCAGCAGAGGAAUCCGAAGAAGCAGCAGCAGCAGAGCCAGCAGCAGCAGAGACAGAAGGAGAGCCAGCAGCAGCAGCAGCGCCAGAAGAAGCAGCAGCAGAACCUGGAACAGCAGCAACACCGGGUGUUCAGGACAAGCCAAGCAAACCCCAGCAGCAGCAGACUGCUCCGCAACAACAGCCUCGAGGUACAGCCUCGCCAGCAGUGGGCAGCAGCAACAGCAGCAAAAAUGAGAAGAAAGGGAAGCCAGAAUUGCCUAUAGGAAAAACAGGCCCCAAACUACCGGAGGUAACGCAGGGGAAGCAGCGCGGUGGAGGGGAGAGCAGCAUCAGCAAGAAGCAGGAUGGGGGGAAAGUGGAUAGUUGA